Pyrenophora tritici-repentis Pt-1C-BFP is the source of this 1002-nucleotide messenger RNA. NCBI's taxonomy places the organism in Eukaryota, Fungi, Ascomycota, Dothideomycetes, Pleosporales, Pleosporaceae. The record is from RefSeq and is a predicted model, not a curated record.
AUGCCGUUCUACGAGAUCAUUGAGAAAGACGAGGCGGGUAAUGUGACGGCGACGUAUGUGCGUGAUGAUGCGGUGGGUAAGAAAGGAGCUGGAGCUGGAGGAGAGAGGGUUGAUGUUAUUGAUUCCCUGCAGGCGUUUUCAUCGUCGAUUGCGGGUAUGUUGGCAAGUCGAGCCAUCUUGGAAGGUGUCGGCGUCGGCGACUCGACAGCCACCCCCACAACGGCACUCCUCCUCUCCGUUAUCCAGACAUCCGUCGGACAAAUCGCCACGAUCCUCUUCGCCCAUCGGCUGGGCACAGCCCUGGAACCAGAGUGCAAAAUGUAUCGCUUAGCUGCUGACGUUUUCAACGACACAGCCAUGGUACUGGAUUGCCUAUCGCCCGCCUUUCCCAAGUCGAUUCGUGUGGCCGUGCUGAGCUUCUCGAGCUGUUUACGCGCACUAUGCGGGGUUUGUGCCGGAAGUUCAAAGGCUAGCCUGAGUGCGCACUUUGCGCACAAAGGAAACUUGGGCGAGGUGAACGCAAAAGACUCGAGCCAGGAGACGGUCAUCUCGCUGUUAGGCAUGCUCGCAGGCAGCCUCGUUGUCUCACAGAUUACCUCACCGCUCGCAACAUGGGGCACUCUCAUCCUCUUGCUCACCAUUCACUUGGCCACAAACUACGCCGCCGUCCGAGCUGUCAACAUGCACUGUCUGAACCGGCAACGCGCCAACAUCCUGUUUAGUAACAUGUUUCAACACGGCCUCGUACUAAGCCCACGAGACGUGUCCCAGCGCGAACGGGUCUUUGAGAGGGGCGGAGUGCUGCGCUGGUCUGACGACAAAGUACUAGGCAGGUGUAGCAUAGGCGUCCCACUACAGCGAUUACUCAACCGGCUAGGCACGCCGCACCAGCAGACGGGCUCGCUCACACUCAAGUCAAUGCAGAUAUCCGACCUUCUAGAAGUUUUUGCAAAUGAAAGCCUACAUAUUAUUGCCGGGCCUCGACUGCCGACGAAGCGCUGA